AUGACUGAAGCAGCAGGCGCCGUUAUCGGCAUCAACUUUGGCCACUCAUACAGCUCUAUCGCUUGUAUCAACCAGCACGGCCGCGCCGAUGUGAUUGCCAACGAAGACGGAGAGCGUCAGCUCGCUACUCGCAUCGCCUUCAACGGUGACCAGGUUUACCUCGCCAACCAGGCCACCCCGCAACUUAUCCGCAACGCACCCAACGUCAUCGACAACUUUGUCAACCUUCUUGGCCGAUCCUACUCCGACCUCAAGGAGGACGAGAAGAAGCGCACUUCUGCUGCUGUCAUUGACGUCAACGGCACUCCUGGUUUCAAGGUCGAGAUCGACGGCAAGGAGACCACCCUCACUGUCCACGAUGUUGCCGUUCGUUUCCUCCGCUCGCUUUUCCUGACCGCCAAGGAUUUCCUCUCCGGUGUCCCUAUCGCUGGUGCCGUCCUCAGCGUUCCUCAGUGGUUCCCCGAGGCUCAGAUCGCCGCUCUCAAAAAGGCUGCCGAGGAGGCUGGCUUGAUUGUUUUUCAGGUCGUCCCCGCUUCCGCUGCUGCUCUUGCCGCUUACGGUCUCACUGCGCCACGAGGUCACGGCGAGCUCCCUGCUCACCCGGACGGUGUUGAGGGUGUCCCUUACCGUGCCGGCCAGGAGCUUGAUCGCAACGUCGUUGUUGUCGACAUGGGCGGCUCUUCCACCGAUGUCACCGUUUUCUCUUGCCGCGCUGGUCUCUACACAACCCUCGCCUACCUCCACGACUCAACCGUCGGCGGCUCCGCCCUCGACGCCGCUCUCGUCCAGUUCUUCGCCAAAGAGUUCACCAAAAAGACAAAGGUUACCAUUGCAGACACCGACAAGCGCGCCUGGGCCAAGCUCCGCAACGAGGCCGAAUUCACCAAGCGUGCCCUUUCAGCUUCCAACUCUGCCACUUGCUCCGUCGAGUCCCUCGCCGAGGGCAUCGAUUUCACUGGUAGCGUCAACAGGAUGCGAUUCGACAUGCUUGCCGGCUCCGCGUACGGCAAGGUCGUAGCUGGUAUUGAGAAGGUUCUGAAGGAGGCUGGGUUGGAAGCAUGCCAGAUUGACGAGGUUGUCUUGUCAGGAGGCAGCGCAAGGUUGAGCGGAUUGGCAGAUAGGUUGACUGGUUUGUUCGGAGAUGCAGAGGAGAACGGUGCGCACAUCACUGCCAGCAUUGACGCCGACCAGGUUAUUGCUAGGGGUUGCGCUAUCCAGGCUCAAGUCGUCGCUGCUGCCCCUGAGGGAAGCAAGGAGUCAGAGUACAUCCGCAACGUUCCUGCUGCUCCCGUCGCAUCCGUUUCCGACCUCAAGGUUCCGACCACCUCGGCACCACUUGGUCUCAUUCUUACCGACAAGACCUUUGUCACUUUGAUCCCCGCCAACACACCUUUCCCCAUCCGAAGGUCCUAUCGCUUCCCCGUUGCCAAGGGCGCAUCCGAAGUCGCCUUCACUCUCGACGAGGGUGUUGACGAGAUCAAGGUCGAGACCGUCCAGCCUGACGAGGAGGACUUGGACGAAGACGACGAGCCAAUGGAGCCAGAACAGAUCAAGACGGCUGUCACUAAGGCCGCAGGCAAGAAGAUUGCUGCUUUCACCGUCCCCACUCCCGCAAAGGGCGUCAAGAAGGUCGAGCUCGAGAUUACUUUGACCAAGCCUGGAAGCUUGACCGUCGAGGCAAAGGAACAGGGCGCUGCUGAGAGCGUUAAGCUUGCUCUCUAG
This is a messenger RNA of Ustilago hordei, 1722 nucleotides long. RefSeq lists its product as uncharacterized. NCBI's taxonomy places the organism in Eukaryota, Fungi, Basidiomycota, Ustilaginomycetes, Ustilaginales, Ustilaginaceae. Gene Ontology annotation, biological process: protein folding. The coding region runs from base 1 to 1722 and encodes 573 amino acids. The transcript is spliced from 2 exons. Gene Ontology annotation, molecular function: ATP-dependent protein folding chaperone; ATP binding. Gene Ontology annotation, cellular component: cytosol; nucleus. The record is from RefSeq and is a predicted model, not a curated record.